This is a messenger RNA of Callorhinchus milii (elephant shark), 1341 nucleotides long. It is a transcript of the gene cfap161, whose product is annotated as cilia and flagella associated protein 161. The record is from RefSeq and is a predicted model, not a curated record. Gene Ontology annotation, cellular component: motile cilium. The coding region runs from base 50 to 988 and encodes 312 amino acids. The transcript is spliced from 7 exons. NCBI's taxonomy places the organism in Eukaryota, Metazoa, Chordata, Chondrichthyes, Chimaeriformes, Callorhinchidae. Gene Ontology annotation, biological process: cilium assembly.
GAUACCAAGGCUCGGGUCUGGUGUCGGAGCUGUGCAGUCUCUGAUUACAAUGGCCGAGAGGACGUAUAACUCCGGGGUUCGGAUCCACAACUGGGCUGAAGACAUUUGCCUGGAGGAGGAAGUCCUCAAAAACUUCAUUAAAAAAAAGGAAAAUGGGGAACUUCUGAUACAAAAGACUGGCUUUUUUAAAAAGAAUCUACUGAAAAAGACUGACCUAGCCAAUUCCUGUGAUGGGACUAUUCAUUUUGGUGACAUGGUGAUGAUUGUUAGUCCAGACAAUCAAGUAAACAGAUUUGGUGGUACCCAUCCCGCCCAUGAGGCACUGUCGCUGGCUCUGAAUGCUGAUGAGAGCAGAUUCAUUAAAGAUAAACGAGUCAUAGGACCAUGUGCAGUGAGUGCCUGCUCAAUAUUAUACCCUUGUAUCAGAAAUACAUUUAUUAUUACAAGUGUUGACGAGUCUACGGAGGGUGAAACACUCAGAUAUGGGCAGCACUUUGCCCUCAGAACAACUGAAGAAUAUGGUGGACAGUUGUAUCUGACUAGUGAUCACAAAACUUUUCAGAAGUAUGCUAAAAACUCGCGGAUGCAGGAAGUAAAUUUGAUUGACAACCCCACAUUCCCGGGUUGUUGGAAGGCUCUAUAUUUAGACCCAGAGAUGCGCCUUGAAUAUGAAGGAUAUCCAGUACCAGCAAAUACAAAAAUACUUAUCAACCAUUGCCGUACUAAUCAUAAUUUGGCACUCCUUUACAAGUUCUUCUUGCGAACAUCUUUUGGAAGAGAAUUUGAAGUCACAACUCAUAGCUUCUUUGACAGCCAUAAGGUUGAGGAAGACGUGAACCACUGGAUUAUUCUUACCGGACAUCCAAACAUUAAGAAUGGCACAAUGCUUCAGAGGUCUAUACCUGUUUGUGAAGAACCAGAACCAAAGACUGAGGAGAAGAUUGAGAAGAAACAAGAUCCAGACUGCAUCCCUUAUAAAGAUGAUUAACUCCUCACCCCUAUGUUUCAGCUGCAUGCACAUUUUCCCAUGUUAUAUACUUUGCCUCCAUGUAGCUAACUGUUUAAUGAGAUUUUUAAAAAUCCAUUCUUUACAUAAUUUAUAACUUUCUCCAGUUCACCAAUAACCUGAACUGCUGGAGCAGUAUCGCUAUCAAUUGUGUUCUCAUUGUCAAUGUUGCUGUGUGUAAACAGGAACCAAUAACAACAUUUUUAAAUAUUCAAAGUUCGUACCCAAUAAAUAGUAGUAUACAGUAACUUUACAAUUUGUUUUAAAGACAACUUGUUAAUUUGCAGUGCAGAAACACACACACACACACACACACGCACACAAACACACACACA